CUGGAAUAUAAUCUCUGAGGGAUGCGCCUCCCUUCUCCCCCAGCCCUCUAAGCACAUACGUUCAGGGCUGCCAUUAUUAUACUUGCAGCCUUUCUCCAAAAGUCACAAUGCGAUUCUGGAAUGGUUUUGUCCCAAUUGCCCUAGUUCCCGUUGUCGCAGCUAGUUUCCACUAUGGCGUUGUCAGUUGCAAAUCCCCCAUGAACUUGGAACCUCUAGAGUAUGGGAUAAUCCUCCCCUCAUACAACGACACUUGCGAAGCUGCAACGAGCUCGAACCUUGAGGUGCAGCAGCAGUACAACCUCGGCGAGUCUGACCACUAUCCAGUGGUCGUGUCAAUUUGCAAUGUUUUCGUCGUGUGGUCACGCUCCACUCACAAUUGGACGAGCCUACAUGGAACCACUGCUGGGGUGUGUUACGAUCUUUCUGGCGGUCCGCAAAUUCAGAACUGCAAUGUUGGGGUUGCUGCAUGCCAAUACAUUGACGAGGGCUACUGCACGUCGCACGUGUGCGCUACACCAGGAUCUAGCGAAGCACAGUGACCAAUGCAGAAGUCCGAAAUCUAGACGCUAGCUCUCGUCACAAGCCCUGUUAUGUUCAGAGCCGUUGUAAAAAAUGAUGAUGGCAGUUUU
Messenger RNA from Cantharellus anzutake, 629 nucleotides. RefSeq lists its product as uncharacterized. The transcript is spliced from 3 exons. The coding region runs from base 108 to 539 and encodes 143 amino acids. Lineage: Eukaryota; Fungi; Basidiomycota; Agaricomycetes; Cantharellales; Hydnaceae. The record is from RefSeq and is a predicted model, not a curated record.